This is a messenger RNA of Trichoplusia ni (cabbage looper), 3459 nucleotides long. RefSeq lists its product as uncharacterized. Lineage: Eukaryota; Metazoa; Arthropoda; Insecta; Lepidoptera; Noctuidae. Gene Ontology annotation, molecular function: protein dimerization activity; sequence-specific DNA binding. The transcript has 3 exons. Bases 1 to 3459 code for a protein of 1152 amino acids. The record is from RefSeq and is a predicted model, not a curated record.
AUGAGUAAAAGACAAUUUGAUGUAAUAAAUGAUUACCGAGGGCUUGAAGAAGCACUAGAGACUACUUUGAACGACGAAGAUGAUCAGGAAACUGAAUAUGAAUUAGUUGCUAUUCCUCCAGAUCCUAGUGUUCUGACUGAUGAAGAAGAGUUUGACGAAGAUAACAUCCAGCAAAAUAUAUUACCUCGAGACAUUCCUGGCAGAGUAGAAGUUUUUGCUCCUCAAAUUGAUAAUGAUUGGGACAGCAGUGAUGAAGAACCUUUGCAAAAGCAAGUUAGGAAACCUGCGGCAACUGAUCCAAAGUGGCGUAAAUGCGAAAGCUCCUACGAAAAUUUUGCGUCGACUGAUGAAAAUCUAAAUAUACGCAAAGAAAACUUAGUGACGGAACUAAAAGAUUUAGGACCAUUAGAGAUAUUUGAAAAGUUUUUCGAUGAAGAAGUCAUGAACAUGAUUUUAGUAAAUUCAAAACUAUAUGCCGCACAAAACAAUAAACAUGACUUUGAUCUGACCAUUGAAGAGCUUAAAAAAUUCUUUGGAAUACUUAUACUUACCGGAUACCAUUCAUUACCAAGGGAACGUUUAUACUGGUCUCUAGAUGAAGACUGCAACAUUCCAAUAGUUUCCAAAACCAUGUCGAAAAAUAGAUUCUUCGAAAUAAAGAAGUUUUUACAUUUCUGUGACAAUGAAGCUUCUGUUGGAUCCACUGAUAAAAUGUUCAAAAUACGACCACUGGCUGACCUUCUUAUCAAAAAAUUUUUGCAAUGGGGUGUAAUUCAUGAAUUAUUAUUAUCUAUCGAUGAAUCUAUGGUAAAAUACUUUGGACGUCAUCCGGCAAAACAGUUCAUAAAAGGAAAGCCGGUGCGGUUUGGGUACAAGAACUGGAUGAUAGCUAGUUCGGAUGGAUACUGUUACGCUUUUGACAUCUACUGCGGGAAAUCAUCAUUACAAAUAAAUAACGAACCAUUAGGAUCAAAAGUAGUGAAGCUUUUGCUAGAAAAAAUAAAAUGUGUUCCAAAUGAGCAUAUUGUUUAUUUUGAAAAUUUUUUCACCAGCUAUGCAUUGUUACGAGAACUGCGCGAGUCCGGAUUUCGUGCAACGGGCACUGUUCGUGAAAAUAGGACCAAAAAGUGUCCUCUUAUAUCGAUGAAAGAUAUGAAAAAAAAAAAGAAUAGAGCGGAUUACGACUACAGAUUUGAUACCAGUAAUCAAAUUCUGUUUGUUCGUUGGCUUGAUAACAGCGUGUGUACUAUGGGUACCAACUUUGACAGCGUACAUCCGUUAGGAAAAGUAAAGAGAUGGGACAGCUUACAGAAGAGAAAAGUAGAUAUGGACAUCCCCCACGUUUUUCAAAAUUAUAAUAAAGGCAUGGGUGGUGUCGACCAAGCAGAUCAGUCUGUUGCAGUAUACAGAUGCGCUAUUCGAGGCAAAAAAUGGUGGUGGGUGUUGUUUACUUACAUGUUAGAUUUGGCUUUAGCUAAUGCUUGGCGUUUACAUACUUUGACCCAUGAAGAAAAAAUUGACCAGCUUUAUUUUCGUCGUACCAUCUCGAGAUCGUACUUGAAAUCAGAUGGACGCCAAGAUCGAAGACGAAAACCAUCAUCCGCAGUACCAGGACUGGCAUUAGAUGGAAGUGGACACUUCCCACAGAGGCUGCCUAAGCAACUCCGAUGCGUUGUUUGCCAUAAAAAAAUAAAUGUCGCAGCUGGUGGUGUAGCUCGUCGAGGUGAUGGUGUUGGUGGUGGUGGUGGUAGUGAUAGGGGAAGUGGCAAUGGUGGUGGUGGGGCUGGUGCCGCAACCAUUCAUCCUAAUCUCGACGGUAAUGGUCUCGAUUCAGCAACUUUUCCAACUUUUCAACACCAACCAAACCCUGUUGUCUCUAGGGCUGCAGCAUCCUCAUCUCAUGAACCACCUAAUAAACUGCAACGCAUGAUGUCUUCCUACUUACCUAAGAAGCUACGGCCAGGCGAUAAAAAAAUCAUAGACAAAUGCCUCAUCAAGCUAAUAACAUACGAUUGUCAACCAUUUUCGAUAGUUGAGGAUAUUGGGUUCAGGGAGUUUGUUCAUGCUUUAAAUCCAUCGUACGAGUUGCCAAGCAGGAAGACAAUUUCAUCGUCACUACUACCUGCAUUUUACGAAGAGCGUAAGCAAUAUUUUCUUGAUUAUGUUAAGGACAACGCGGAAAGUGUAUGUUUAACAGUUGACUGCUGGUCCUCAAGAACCAUGGACCAAUAUAUGGGUGUUACUGCUCAUUUUUUUUCUAAUGACUUAGAAAUGAAGUCAGUUUUACUACAGUGUGAUCAACUCGAUGGCAGUCAUACAGGUUCAAGAAUUGCGCAGGAGCUUCAGAAUAUAGCAGAUGCAUGGGCUAUAUCUCAAAAAGUUAUAUUUUUUGUGUCAGAUAAUGCCUCAAACAUGCUACGAGCAAGCUCUUUACUUAAUUGGAGUCACUUUGGAUGCUUUGAGCACAAAUUACAUCUACUGGUCCAGGAUGCUUUAAACAUUAGCAAAGAUACGAUCGACAAGGUUACCAGAACGGUAUCCUUUUUCAAAAAGAGCUGUAUUGGUAAAGAAAAAUUAAUGAAAUACCAGAUGAAUAACCAAAACGUCCAACAGCAUCGAACUCUUCUGAAAGCCAUUUCCACCAGGUGGAAUUCGACUUUUCUAAUGCUGGAGAGAUUUUACUCUUUAAAGGAAGCAAUACAAGCAACAGUUGCUACUAUGAAUGUUGCUCUCCCUAUAAUACCGAACGAAGAGUGGGAGUGCAUCGCGCAAAUGUGCGUUGUUUUAAAACCAUUUUACGAGGUUAGUAAAGUAAUGAGCGGAGAAAAUUAUCUGACCGCAAGUACCGCUAUGGUUUUGACCUCAAGCUUGAUGUCUGUUUGUGACAGUCUGGCAUCCAGAGAUUUUUACUCACCUGUGAUAGAUCUAUUAGGAAAAUUAAAACAAGGGCUGACAGAAAGGCUGGGUGAUAUUAAGAAUAAUCCACACAUUACCAUGUGCACACUUUUGGACCCUCGGUACAAGGAAGUGGCAUUCCCUGACGCUCCAUCACUAGAUAGAACUAAAUCAUACGUUCUGUCAUUGAUGGUAGCAUUACUUCAGACGAACGUUGAAGAUCUUUCAGCGACGAUGGAUAACCAAGAUCACCAAAUAUAUAGUAGCGAUAAUUUAUCAAUAUGGGGUGAAUUUGAUUCCAAAUUAAGAUCAUCUCAUGCUCCAAAGACAUCUGAGAUGAAAGCCAAAGAAGAACUGGAUAUGUAUGUAAAGGAGACAAUAAUUUCUAGAAAAGCAUGCCCACUGAGUUGGUGGCGAACGCAUAAAUGCAUAUAUCCCAUGCUGUAUAAAAUAAGAUGUAAUAUUAUGGUGACGUCAGUUUCUUGUGAACGGGCAUUUUCCAAAGUAGGAUAUAUUAUAAACGAUCGAAGAACCCGUCUCACAAAUUAUGUUUUUAAACUGUAA